Molecule: messenger RNA, 1672 nt
Organism: Lampris incognitus (smalleye Pacific opah)
Lineage: Eukaryota; Metazoa; Chordata; Actinopteri; Lampriformes; Lampridae
Product: multiple epidermal growth factor-like domains protein 11
Exons: 12
Cellular component (GO): membrane
Molecular function (GO): protein binding
Source: RefSeq, a predicted model, not a curated record
AUGGGGCCCACCCUGCCGUGGCUCCUGUGUGGUUUGAUGUCGGCAGCGUUGGCCCUCAACCCGGACGACCCCAACGUGUGCAGCCACUGGGAGAGCUAUGCAGUGACGGUGCAGGAAUCCUACGCCCAUCCAUUCGACCAGGUCUUCUACACCCAUUGCACAGACAUCCUCAACUGGUUCAAAUGCACCAGACACAGGACUAGUUAUAAGACUGCCUACAGAAGAGGAGUGAGGACAAUGUACAGAAGACGUUCUCAGUGUUGUCCAGGCUUCUAUGAGAGUGGAGACCUUUGUGUCCCGCUGUGUACGGAGGAGUGUGCCCAUGGACGCUGUGUGUCUCCGGACACCUGCCAGUGUGAGCCGGGCUGGGGGGGAGUGGACUGCUCCAGUGGUUGCGAGAGUGACUUCUGGGGGCCGCACUGCACCAACCGCUGUCAGUGUCAAAACGGGGCCAAGUGCAACCCCAUCACGGGCGCGUGCGUGUGCACGGACGGCUACCAGGGCUGGCGCUGCGAGGAGCCCUGCAGCCCGGACCUCUAUGGUAAAGGCUGCCUGAUGGAGUGCCGCUGCCUGAACGGCGCCACCUGCCACCACCGGACCGGAGAGUGCCUCUGCGCGCCAGGCUACACCGGAGCUCUCUGUGAGAAGCCAUGUGCCCCCGGUACUCACGGCAUCCAGUGUGGGAAGCACUGCUCCUGCCAAAAUGGUGGAACAUGCCAUCAUGUGACGGGGGAGUGUUCCUGCCUCCCAGGCUGGGUGGGUCCAGUGUGCGCCCAGCCAUGCCCAUUCGGAUCCUUUGGUAUGAACUGCUCGGAGCAGUGCAUGUGCCGCAACGAAGGCCUGUGCGACCACAUCAGCGGCCAGUGCCAGUGCACGGCGGGCUACACUGGGGACAGAUGCCAGGACGAGUGCCCGCUGGGCUCCUACGGGCCCCAGUGCGCCCACAAGUGUGACUGUCAGAACGGGGCCAAGUGUUACCACAUAAACGGGGCGUGCCUGUGCGACGAAGGCUUCAAGGGUCCCAGCUGCCAGGACCGGUUCUGCCCCACCGGGCUCUACGGACUCAUCUGUGACAAGUACUGCCCCUGCAAUGCCUCCAACACACUCAGCUGUCACCCUCUGUCAGGAGAGUGUACUUGUGCAGCCGGAUGGGCGGGGCUGUACUGCAACGAGACCUGUCCGUCAGGUUACCAUGGUGAUGGCUGCGGGGAGCCUUGUGCCUGCGCCAAUGGGGCCGACUGUGACGGUGUCACUGGAGCGUGUAUGUGUGCACCAGGGUAUACGGGUGACGACUGCUCUCUCAGCUGUCCCCCAGGCCUCUACGGAUCAAACUGCAGCUCCACCUGCUCCUGCCAGAACUACUUCUCCUGCUCCCAUGUUGAUGGGGCCUGCUUCUGCAGAGAAGGCUGGCAGGGGUUGGACUGCUCCAUUCCGUGCCCCAGUGGAUUGUGGGGGCUGGGCUGUAACCUGACAUGCCCGUGUCUUAACGAGGCAGCGUGUGACCCCGUUAACGGCACCUGUACCUGUUCUGCCGGCUGGAGAGGCGAAUACUGUGACACGCCCUGUCCCGAGGGGACACAUGGACUAGACUGCAGGCAGAAGUGUGAGUGUCUGAAUGCUGAAGGCUGCGAUCCGGUGACCGGCCACUGCCUCUGUCUGGCCGGAUGGACAG